CCAAGCGCGGGUCCCACGGUUGUGUCUGUCCACGAUACAGCGAGGACAGCGCUGAAAAGUGAGAUACAGCACUACAACUCUACCCGCAGUGUUGUUUGUCCCCGGCAUAUUCACAUGCGUGGAUCCUCCUCAUGUCUCGGAGGAUAGAUAGAAGCCCCAGUCUCGAGCAGCUCCUAGUGUGUGUUUCUCUCCGAACAGAGCCAGAUGCAUGGGUUCGAGGGCGGAGUUUCCGAUGGCAUUACAGCAGGGUGACAGCUCAAGUGAAACACACUCUCCCAGGGAUCUGGUCGAUGAUAUUGGAGACCUCCACCUCUGCCCGCUACUGGAGAUGGAAUGGUCCCGCGGGUACCUGUACAUGGCACGACACAUUCCCCAAUGCAUGGAUAUCACACUGCAGGAUUGUGCAGAAAUUUGGGGUGAGAUGCGCGGGAAAAGAAACGCCACAGGUGCUGCAAUCGUGGUCUGGUUCCGCGCCCGCAGAUCUCUCACCUGCCCUGCCCUGCUCCAUCUCUACAUCUCUACAUACCUAGGUAUAGUAUACAGUUAUUCCUCCGCUUUUUGCGAGCAAGAUGGUGGCGUCUCCAGCGCUGUCAUGCGGGUUGGGAUCUCGAGAUUCUGCAUGCCCGAGGAUAUUGACAGAUAUAUCCUCACGAACACCCGGCCCAAUCGACAUCCAUAGCUUCUCGAUGGCGAUGCGAGGUCAUCGUCUCGACCAGCGC
Molecule: messenger RNA, 719 nt
Organism: Dissoconium aciculare CBS 342.82
Lineage: Eukaryota; Fungi; Ascomycota; Dothideomycetes; Mycosphaerellales; Dissoconiaceae
Exons: 1
Coding region: 209-679 (156 amino acids)
Source: RefSeq, a predicted model, not a curated record